Molecule: messenger RNA, 2154 nt
Organism: Trichechus manatus latirostris (Florida manatee)
Lineage: Eukaryota; Metazoa; Chordata; Mammalia; Sirenia; Trichechidae
Gene: DCST1
Product: DC-STAMP domain containing 1
Exons: 16
Coding region: 1-2154 (717 amino acids)
Cellular component (GO): membrane
Source: RefSeq, a predicted model, not a curated record
AUGACUAUCAGUCUUGAUCAGAAUGGAGCAAAGGGGCCAAGAAGGAAACUACCCCACACCACGGUGCAGAGGCUCUUGAGCUGGGGGCUGCCAGUCUCCUAUAGCCGAUUCCUGUGGCGCCAGCCAGGCGAGUUUCCUGUCACCGCUUUCCUGCUGGGGGCAGGCACUGGAGGGCUCCUUGCCAUAGGGCUCUUUCAGAUCCUGGUGAACCCCAUGAACAUCUAUGAAGAUCAGAAGAUGAAGACACUCUACAGCUUGGUGGGCUUGGGGGCCGUGGGCUGGGGGACUUCCCCUCACAUCCGCUGCGCCAGCCUCCUGAUAGUACCCAAGAUGCUGGGCAAAGAGGGCAGGCUCUUUGUGCUGGGAUACGCCUUGGCUGCCAUCUAUGAAGGGCCAGUGGCCAACCUGCGUUACAACCUCAACGAGGUGAUAGCAUCGCUGGGCUGUACUGUGGAGCUGCAGAUCAACAACACCCGAGCGGCCUGGCACACCUCCACAGCCCCCCUGCGGGCAGUGUUCAAGGACCUGCUGAGCAGCAAAGACUCAUUGAAAGCCGAGACUCUCAAUAUCUCCAACUCCUUUGAGGACCUGGAUGCCCAGGUGAAGAGUGAGGCUGGCUUCAAGCUAGAGGAUGCCAUGGACUCAGAGGAGAAAGGCCAGGACGUAGAGACCCGCCAGGCCCCAGCCUCCGGACACCCCCUCUCCACACAGAAGAUGUUCGAGCUGAAGACUAAGCUGCGUUGCUCCUAUGUGGUGAACAAGGCUAUAUUCAGCUGCCAACGCUGGUUUGACCGAAAGCACGAGCAGUGCAUGCAACGCAUCUGGGUCCCACUCUUCAACCACCUGCUCUGCCUACCCAUGAAGUUCAAGUUCCUCUGUAGCAUCGCCAAGGGUGGGGAGCGCCAGGGCUGGGGGAGUUGGGUCCUUGGGGACCGUGGGUGUGAGAUGGUGUCAGCUGAUACAGGUGUGGGGGAGCAAGACUGUGCCAAGGAGGGUGGCGAGCAGAAGGAAGUGGCAAUUCCUGAAGGUCUGGAGGACCACGAGGACGAGGAGAAGCAGGCUGCAGUGCUGGGCCUCAACCAGAGCUGGGAGCACAUGGGCACCGAGGUGCAGAACUAUGUGCAAAGCCAGGAGGCCCGGCUGGAGUGGACCCUGGGGCUGCUGCAGGUGCUGCUCUCCUGCACCUUCCUGCUGGUCUUACACGCGUCCUUCUCCUAUGUGGACAACUAUAAUCGGGACAUCCGCUUUGACAACAUCUACAUCAGCACCUACUUCUAUCAGAUCGAUGAACGCAGGAAGAAGCUGGGCAAAAGGACUCUGCUGCCGCUCCGUAAAGCCGAGGAGAAAACCGUCAUCUUUCCCUGCAAGCCCACAAUCCAGGCCUCAGAAAUGAAAAACGCGGUAAGGGAGCUCCUGGAGUCGCUGCCCGUCCUCCUGCUGCUGGUGGUGCUGUGUGGGCUGGACUGGGCUCUCUAUUCCAUCUUCGACACCAUCCGCCACCACUCCUUCCUGCAGUACUCCUUCCGCAGCAGUCAUAAACUGGAGGUGAAGGUGGAAGGAGAUUCCAUGCUUGCCCGGCUUCUUCGGAAUACCAUUGGGGCCCUGAAUACCUCCUCAGAGACGGCGGUAGAAUCCAACAACAUGCCCUGCCUGCCCCAGCCCGAGAGCAUGGAUGCCCAAGCCUACUUCAGGGCCGCACUACCAACUGGCCUGCUGAUGUGUCUGUGCCUGCUCCAGGCUUUCGGCUACCGGCUCCGGAGGGUCAUCGCAGCCUUCUACUUUCCCAAGCGAGAGAAGAAGCGGAUCUUGUUCUUCUACAACGAUCUACUGAGGAAGAGAGCAGCCUUCACCAAACUGAGGAGGGCCGCCAUCGUGAGGCGGGCCCACCAGCAGAGGGCUCCGCGCCACCACCUGGUUGACAUCUUGCACCGCCGCUGUCCCCUCCUGCGCCGCUGGCUGCGCCGGCGCUGCGUGGUGUGCCUGGCACCCGAGACGCCCGAGUCCUACGUGUGCCCGACGCCGGGCUGCGAGACCGUGUACUGCCGGUCGUGCUGGGUCGACAUGCGGCAGCAGUGCCCGGUCUGCACACCCCGCGAGGAGCUCUCCUCCUCCGCCUUCAGCGACAGCAACGACGACGCUACCUACGCGGAGUGA